Molecule: messenger RNA, 1125 nt
Organism: Ricinus communis (castor bean)
Lineage: Eukaryota; Viridiplantae; Streptophyta; Magnoliopsida; Malpighiales; Euphorbiaceae
Product: tetraspanin-19
Exons: 6
Coding region: 220-864 (214 amino acids)
Cellular component (GO): membrane
Source: RefSeq, a predicted model, not a curated record
UCCGUUAAAUUAAUUGGCAUUAUCUGUGCACAAGAAAUUCUCUUCAGUCGUGUUUUGCUCAUUUAACAUUGUUGCAACCAAAAUGUUGGUUUCUUUUUCUCACCUCAAAUUGUAACGUAACAUUUGAAAGAAUAACAACUUUUGUUUAAGUUCUAGAAACUUUGGAGCGUUUAAUCAUUUCCUUGAAUAUUUCAGCAAGUGUUUGGGGCAUUAAGAGAAAUGGCAAGCGUUGCUAAGACUUUACUCAGGUCCAUACUGAAAAUGCUCAAUUCAGUAAUGGCAAUAGUUGGGAUUGCAAUGAUUCUUUAUGGUCUUUGGAUGGUAAGAGUUUGGCAAAGAGACAUGGAAGAGUCAUCAUCCUCUGACACUUAUGAUUCGUCUGCUCUAUGGUUCAUAUACACUUUUCUUAGCAUUGGCAUUGCCUUAUGCCUCAUAACAUGCUUAGGCCAUAUUUCUGCUGAUAGCUCAAACGGUUUCUGCCUUUCUUGUUAUACAGUGAUUAUCUCCAUGAUUCUCUUAGUGGAAUUAGCAGUUGGAGCUGAUAUACUUCUAAAUUCUGACUGGGAAAAGGAUUUACCUGAGGAUCCAACAGGAAGGUUCCAUGAUUUUAAAGAAUUUGUGAAGUCUAAUUUUGAUGUCUUCAAAUGGAUAGGCUUGUUGAUAGUCUUAGCUCAGGGAUCUUCUAUUUUACUGGCAAUGGCUUUGAGAGCUACUGGACUAAAUUAUGAACCCAACUAUGAUAGUGAUGACGAAUACCCACCGGGGAGGCUUCCACUUAUCAACCACCAUUUACAGCCAUCUCCAUACGGUGUCGGAGAUCCAGGUCUCGCUUCCAAGAAUGAUGCAUGGAAAACAGACAAGUGAAGAGAAUAGCACCGAAUUAUCAAGAUAAAAAUGGGAGAGCAGCACAGUAUUGUUGAAGCAGACAUUUCAGGUCAGAGAGACAUCGAGAUGGAAGUAAAUGGCAACUGCAGAAUCUCGUGGAAGUAGAUAGAAUACUUGUAAUUCAUGGUGUGCGCCAUUGCUCUAAGACGACAAACCAGAACACUUUUUCUCCUCCCAUUGUCAUUUAGAUUAAGCCUGAAAGCAAUUAAUAUUAGUCUUUUAAUACGAAAUGUCAAGUCA